This is a messenger RNA of Danio aesculapii, 5244 nucleotides long. RefSeq names its product WAPL cohesin release factor a (gene wapla). The coding region runs from base 233 to 3697 and encodes 1154 amino acids. The transcript has 20 exons. NCBI's taxonomy places the organism in Eukaryota, Metazoa, Chordata, Actinopteri, Cypriniformes, Danionidae. Gene Ontology annotation, biological process: regulation of chromosome condensation. The record is from RefSeq and is a predicted model, not a curated record.
GCGACUCUAAUGGCGCAUCGCAGUCCGACAGAUCCUGCUCUCCACAAAUAAACAACAGUAGUGCUUCACGAUCUGGCCUCGUUUGUACUUUUGCCAGUUGCACCGCGCUGCAGCCGCGCAUUGCGCUUUUGCUCAUUGAGCAAACCGCUUGGGCUUCUUUUUAGCGGCUGCUUUAUGCACUGAGGCCCAGAGGAAAGACGGCGGAUCGAUAUAAUAUGUAACAAGCGCCAACAUGACAUCAAGAUUUAGUAAAACGUACACGCGGAAGGGAGGAGAAGCCAGCUCAAAGUUUGACGAGGUUUUCUCUAACAAGAAAGCUACACUCACCACCAAAUGGGGAGAGUCCACCUAUAAGGCGCAUUUGGGCAUCAAACGACCCUCGUUCAAGCCAGAUGUUUCAGAGCUGACCAAACGACCCCGCUUUGAUGAUGACGACAGCUCAGAGGAUCCAUUUGGCUUUGACAGCGAUGAGGAGUCCAAAGCAGUUACAUCCAGAGAUACUGCUCAACCUGAGAUGGACUCGGAUACUACAGCAUCCAAGAAUAAGCAGUUAAAGACCCAGAUGGAAAAGCCGAGCGGGGGCACACUGGUGACCAGUACUUCCUCCUUGGGAAGCAGUACAAACCUCAGCAGAGGGCCGGUUGGUGUGAAUAGCCCAGCUAAAACAUCUCCAGCCACUUCGUAUGUCACUGGUACUGUAGGAACCUGGAGCAAAUCUAGUGUCACAGUAAAUAAACCGCUCUCCCAGGUCUCCAGCUUGAAGACCCCAAGUAGAGACAUCUCCAAUGACUGGGACAGUUUUGGGGAGGACUCUCCUUCCGGAGCCGGCGAGGGCAGUUCUUCUCAGACUGGUAACUCUUCUGAUGGGCUCAAGAGUGCAGAGCAGUGCCCUGCUGAACCUGAACCUCCAGUGGAGCAACCUGUUGACUUUGAGCAGCUUCCCCUUCUUAAACCAUCCAGUGACAGAGUGUACAGACGACCACGGGGUAAAGAGACGGAUAGUUUGGCUGCUGGAGAUGUGACAAUUCCUGCUGUGAGUUCGGUGUCAGCUCCUGCACCAGUGAUGAGCAAUGCAGGGGUUGCUGGGAGUUCUGGGGUGAAGCCUGCUGCUGGUCGGGGUCGAGUGAGGGACUACACCGUUCUUCACCCAUCUUGUGUGUCCGUGUGUAAUGUGACCAUCCAGGACUCCAUUGAAAGGAGCGUGGAUGAUUUCGUUAUGCCAGUGCAAGCUGACAUUGGAGAAGCAGGAACCUUCAGGAGGAAAGCAGACACACAGCCUGCCAAGCCUACCAGGUUUAGACCCACUCAGAGCAAAAGUAAAAAGGAGACAAAACUGGAGUUUUUUGGCUUUGAGGAGAACGAGGCUCAGGACGCAGAUGGAGACGCCACUGGCUCCGGCAGCACCAGCUACAAGAUCAAAUACUUUGGUUUUGAUGAUCUGAGUGAGAGUGACAGCGAGGAUGAUGACGAUUCAGCAUCUAGAGAGAGGAAGAAGAUAAAGAAAGCAGCGGCAGAGGCUUUGUCAACUGGCACAGGAAGUCCACAGUUCAGCGACUCGCAGGAGAGUCAACAGAGUCAAAGCAGCCUAAGUACAGAUUCUCAGGAGUCACUGGAUGAAACGGGAGCUACGGGCUCACAGAAAGAACGACACCGAAAGCAAAGCAACAAGUCAAAGGAGAUCGGGCGCAAGAUCUUCAGCGGACCAAAAAAAUCUCCUGCUAAAGCUGUAUAUAACGCUCGUCACUGGAAUCAGCCUGAGUCAGAGGAAGUUCAAUCUCCUGCUUCUCAUACUGUGGCUGUACCGAAGCCAAGUGCAUCCAGCAGCAGCAGCACUAGCAGCAGCAAAGACACAAAUUCCCAUAAAGAUGAUGGAGUGUUUAAAGCUCCACCGCCUCCUCCUAAAGUCAUCAAGUCUGUCACCAUCCCCACUGAGCUGAACCAGGACAUCGUCACCGCACUGAAAUGCAGGAAGGAGCACAAGGAGUUGUAUACAGUGGUCCAACACGUGAAGCACUUUAAUGAUGUGGUGGAGUUUGGGGAGAAUCAGGAGUUCACAGAUGACUUUGAGUAUCUGGAGACGGGCUUGAAGAGCACACAACCUCUCAACACACGCUGCCUUAGUAUUAUCAGUCUGGCCACACGCUGUGCCAUGCCAAGCUUCCGAAUGCAUCUGAGAGCCAGAGGGAAGGUGGCGCAAGUCUUUAAGAUGCUCAGUGAUGCUCAACAGCACCCGAAUAUGGCUCUCUGCACAGCGUCUUUGAUGUAUAUAUUGAGUCGAGACCGGCUGAAUAUGGAUCUGGAUCGGUCUUGUCUGGAGCUGAUGAUCCGGCUGCUGGAAAUGGAGCAGGACGACUCUAUAGCGGACCAGUUAACAGCUAAAGAAAUAAGCAAAGUAAAAGAGAAAAUCAGGAAACUCUGUGAAACAGUCCACAACAAGCAUCUGGAUCUGGAGAACAUCACCACUGGUCAUUUAGCAAUGGAAACGCUGCUGUCUCUGACGUCGAAGCGAGCUGGAGACUGGUUUAAGGAGGAGCUGCGCUUACUUGGGGGACUAGACCACAUCGUAGAUAAAGUGAAAGAGUGUGUGGAGAACUUGAAUAAAGAAGAGGAUAAAGACAGUCUAGUGGCGUCACUCUGGGGAGCAGAACGCUGCUUGCGAGUUUUGGAGAGCGUUACAGUCCAUAACCCUGAGAACCAGGCUUAUCUGAUUGCCUACAAAGACUCCCAGCUCAUAAUGUCCUCAGCAAGGGCCCUGCAGCACUGUGAGCAGAUGAUCCAGCGUUACAGCCGAGAGGUCUCUUCAUCAUCGAGCUCUACACUCCCGCAGAGCAGUCACAGUAAUGUGGGCAAAGCCGUGGAGGAUUGUAUGAGAGCCGUGAUCGGAGUUCUGCUCAACCUCACACAUGAUAACGAAUGGGGAAGCACUAAAACAGGAGAGCAGGAUGGCCUGAUACUGACAGCUCUGGACUGUGUUCUGAAGGUCCCACGCUAUUUGCCUCAGGAACAGAGAUUUGAUAUCCGUGUACUGGGUCUGGGUCUGCUGAUUAAUCUGGUGGAGUACAGUGCCAGAAACAGAGAGUGUCUGGUGGAGAUGGAGGUGGACAUGAGCUACCUGAUGGAGACCGAGGUGGUCGUUAAGAUAGAGAACGAUGUGAAGACAGAGGAACAAAAAGAGGAUCAACUGGAAGAAGAAGAAAAGCGAAAAGCGAUGCUUAAAUCAUUAAAUGCCUUGGCUGCUCUUGUUCAGCUCUUUCUGGAACGGGAGCAAGCAGCUGUGCUUGCCGAGGCACAGACUGAUGACCUCAUAAGUGAGGCACCCAAAUCUCAGGCAGACCAGAGUGGAGAGUGGCAGGAAACAUCAGGAGAGAUCCAGUGGGUUGCUUCAGAAACCAAUGACACAAAUGACAAGAAAGAGGAGGAGGAAGAGGAGCUCGACCUCAAUAAAGCCUUGCAGCAUGCUGGGAAACACAUGGAGGACAGCAUCGUGGCAUCAUACUCAGCUCUUCUGCUUGGGUGUCUCUGUCAGGGGAGUCCGAUGAAUGUGAAAACCGUACGGGAAAACCUUCCUAAAGGAGAUUUCUCUAUCAUGACUGAAAUGCUGAAGAAAUUCCUUAAUUUUAUGAACCUGACGUGUUCUGUUGGAACCACAGGACAGAAAUCUAUCUCACGGGUGAUUGAUUAUUUGGAGCACUGUUAGCAGAGGUGUCGCAGUUCCCCCCUACUCCGUGGGAUAAAUCUGGACCUGGCAAUGUGCCUUAGGCCCUUCAGGACAACAGAAAGCAGAUCCGAUGGUAAAGGUGGCUAAGAAUCGCUACAGAGACUUUCAUGAUUCUUUUAUUUUUUGCUUGUGCUUUUUUAUUUUUUCAAAUGCUGUCUUUGUCAUGCUCACACACACACACACACUUUCAGCAGUGUGUUUUUGCAGAAUAUUUGGUAUUUGAAGCACUGAUGAAAUGAUGAAAACUGUUAGAUCAAAAGUAUCAUUUUAAGCUAGCUGUUCUUGUUUGUAGUGUAAAGAUUUACCCUUAACAGAGUAACUUUAUUGAUAUUUCAAACACUUGAGCUCUGAGGCUUUGUUCACACUGCAGGCAAAUCUGAUUUGGUUUUUAAAUCCUCCCUUUACGACUGACUGUUUGCACAUGAUAUUUGUUCAGAUAGUCUUUUAUCAGCUGUAUUUAUAUUAAUAAUGAUGUAAGUGUAAACCGUCUCAAGAGAUGUUCUCGGAUCAUCACUGAUUGUUGUAGCAACUGGAAAUCAUUCGCAUCUUGCAUAGUACAGGCAUUUUAAGUAUUCAUAAAUAUACUAUAUCCGGAAGCAGUGUUAAAGACACUACCAUUCAAAAGUUUGGAAUUGGUGAGAUUUUUAGAAACUAUUUCUUUAAUGAAUUGUAUUAUUCACAUCAAAUCUAUAUUUAUUUGAUUAAAAAAAUCUACAUUUUACAUAUAAAUAAAACAUUUUAUGCAAAUAUUUUUUACAGCAAAGUUAAAAUCUGUGGUGCAAAGCUGAAUUUUAAGCAGUCAGUACCGCAGUCUUCAGUGUCACAUGAACCUUUAGAAAACAUUCAGAAGAAUGGUGCUUUUUAUGAAUAUUUAUCAUUUGUUUUUAUUAUUAUUUAUUAGGGAUGUACGGAUCACAACCCACUGUUUGGAACGCACAUGACCAGCGGAUUAAUAACUUUUUUGAACUUGUAGGUUAAUCCAACAUUUAUAACAAUUGCAGAGAGAUCGCCUCCUGUGUCUUUCAAAUCAUGUGUAUGAAAGCAUUUUUCCAUCCCUGUAAAAUACAAUAAUAAUGGAAAAAGUUGUGGUGGGACCUACCUAAAUGCUUUCUUGGGUUAUUUAAAGGUGUUCUCUGUUACUGUUUGCUUGCUUAGCCUGCAUAAACGCAUUUAGUGUAAAGCUGCACAAUUAAACAUUAAAAGAUUGUGAUCUCAAUUCAAACCCACGCAACAUGAAUGAUAAAUGCUAAUGAUUUGCAUAUGUUUAGUAAGCCUUCGAAGUGCUGCAUUCAAAUUUGCCUUCGAUUGAGAGAGAUUCACUUUUUCAGUUCGUUCCAAACAAUUAAAUAAGACAGAAGUAGUGGGAUAACAGUUUAUAAUCAGAUAUAAACACUGAUGUUUAUGGUAAAGAUUAAAAUCACAGUUUAAUGGAACUUGACGCUGGUGAAUGUUGUAGCAAUUACAUUGUUUAACCAAUAGGUGGCGACAAACAACCAUCAAAAUGAUGUCACUGAAUAGGUUUUAAA